CCCCAAUUAGCCAGACCCCAGACGCACCAUGAGCCACAUAAUCGAGUCACCUUCUCUUUCCUCCUGACAGACUGAGCUGGAAGAAUACCGGUCGGCUUUUCCCCGCUCGAUAGGUACGCUCAGAGCGACCCACUGCUGACCUCGGCGCAUGUUCGCUUUUCCCCUCAUUCAAGUUGCGGGCCGGAUACCGUCGAAGAGGUAUACUACUUGAAGUGAGAUGUAGCGCGAUAAGCGCCUUGACUGAGACGGUGAAGGGCCACGACGCGCCCGAUCGACAAGCAAACCAGCAUCGCUAUCACUGCUAACGCCAGCGACCUGAACGACGAUGCCCGCCAUCACUAACUCAAUCACGCUGAACUCGGGAUGGGCGUGGAAGCGCCGCGGGGAGGGAGACAUACUCGAUGAGCUGAAGCUUGGGCCGGCGGAAGAUGCCGCACCCACAGACCCCGACGACCCCACAAAGCACCUCAUUGACGGAUCCGUCCCGCCCGACGCGCUCACCACCGCCUGGUACCCCGCGCGCACCAGCCCGAGCGAGAUCCACGUCGAGCUGCGCAAGGCCGGCUUCAUCCCGGAUCCCUACAUCGGCUUCAACGAGCACCAGGUGCAAUGGAUCGGCGACGCAGAGUGGGUGUACAAGUGCGAGUUUGGCGUGGAGGUGGGGGAUGUGGGGAGGCGGGGAAUCUUGGAGUUUGCGGGGCUAGAUGCCAUCGGGGACGUGUAUUUGAACGGGACCCGCAUCUUCUCCUCGGACAACCAGUUCCGGACAUGGGCUCAUGCGCUCGAACCCAACACGCUCAAACUUACGACUAACACCCUCCUCAUCUACUUCAAGUCCGCCAAAGCGCUCGCGCUUGCCGAGGAGGCCAAGUACGGGCGCGUACGCGCAGGGUCGACCAACUUGGGCGAUCCGAGCCGCGUCUACGUGCGGAAGGCGCAGUAUGACUGGAGGUGGGAUUGGGGCCCCGAACUCAUGACAUGCGGCCCAUAUCGCCCCGUCACCCUCACCUUCUUCGAUGCGCGCAUCGCGGAUGUGUUCACGAAGGCGAGCCUGGUGGGUACGCCGACGAGGGGCGCGCUCGCGAAGGCAACGCUGAGGGUGGAUCUGACGGUGGACGGGGUGGAUGCUACGAGAGUGAAGGUCGCUCUUAAGGAGCGCGGCGCUGGCGUGGAAAUCAAGAAUGUGGAGGUCGACCUGUCGAAGCUGAAGGGCGUCUCGACGGGCGGGACGAAGUCGUUGACGGGGGAUGAGCUCGUGAGGGAUGGCGCGAACGCCACCGCCUCGGACGUCGCCGCCACCGCUCACGGCGUGGUGUACAAGGAUGUCGUCAGCUGGGACGAUCUGGCUGUCAAGCCGUGGUGGCCGACUGGAUUCGGUGCGCAGGAUAUGUACGAGGUCGAGGUUGAGGUGUCGGGUGAGGACGGUACUGUCAUCGACACCACGACGAAGCGCAUCGGCUUCCGCUCCGUCGAGCUCGUGCAGGACGAGCUGAAGGAGGCCGACCAGUAUGGGGCUGGCAGCACGUUCUUCUUCCGCGUGAACGGGGUGCGGAUGUUCAUGGGAGGCUCCAACUGGAUCCCCGCGGACAACUUCCUCACGACGCUCACGCCGGACCGCUACCGCGCCUGGCUUACGCUGCUGCGCGACGGGAACCAGAACAUGGUCCGACUAUGGGGCGGCGGUGUCUACGAGCCGGAUUGCUUCUACGAGGCGUGCGAUGAUCUCGGUCUACUCGUCUGGCAAGACUUCCAGUUCGCAUGUGGCGUGUAUCCUGCGCAUCCGGCAUUCGUGGCCACCGUGCGGCAGGAGGUGGUGGACAACGUAACGCGGAUGCGUCACCAUCCGAGUCUGGCGAUAUACUGCGGUAAUAACGAGGACUACCAGAUGGUGCUUCAGUGGGGUGAUGUGGCGGCACUUCCGGCGCGCAAGCUGUACGAGGAAGUCUUCCCGGAUAUCGUAGGCGCGUUGACGGAUCCGCCUGUACCAUAUCAUCGUGGGUCGCCCUAUGGAGGCAAGGGCUGGGACACGGCGGACCCGACGGUGGGGGAUGUGCAUCAGUGGAACAUCUGGGGCGGCAAAGAGCUUCCCUACCAGGAGUACGACCGCAUGGGAGGCCGUUUCGUCUCCGAGUUCGGUGUGCCCGCCCUUCCCGUCAUGUCGACCAUCAAGCAAUGGAUGGGCUCGGCACCGGAGAGCGAGUACUACUCCCAGUCACCGAUCAUUGCCCAGCAUAACCGGGCGGGCUCAUUCGAGCGGCGGUUCGCCAUAGUGAUGAACGAGAACUUCCGCCUGACAGAAGAUCUGGAGACGUACGUCUACCAUACGCAGAUCAUGCAGAGCGACGGUGUCGGCUGGGCUUACCAAGCGUGGAGGCGGAAGUGGGCAGGACCGGGAAAAGAAUACACCUCGGGUGCGCUCGUAUGGCAGUCGAAUGACUGCUGGCCUGUCGCGUCGUGGGCGAUUAUCGACUACUUCCUACGUCCCAAGCCGAUCUACUAUACUAUGAAGCGACACCUGGCACCUAUCUCUGUUGGAAUCUAUCGCGAGGUGAUUCACAAUCGCCCGACAGACCGACCUCGGCAGUACUACGAGUUCGCAGCCAUCCAAUCGCACGGCGCAAAACUCGACGUCUGGGCGUGCAACUCCACCUUGGAGCCCAUCGACGCACGACUCGAGCUGCUCUGCGUCGACCUGCAAUCCGACUGGACAGCAACGUCUACGCACGACGUCACGUUGCUGCCGAACCGAGCGACAGAGAUUCUGGCUGGUAUUCCCUGUCCGGCACCGCCUAAGGAAGGAAAGACACCACCUUCAGGCGAUCCAGCAUGGACGACCAGUUGCACGGUUGUCGUGCAGGCGAGGAUUGUCGCGCGCCGUAACUCAUCCCUGGGCUCGGAUGGCGUGGUCCUUGCGCGCGGCGCCGACUGGCCGCAGCCUUAUCGGUACCUGCGUUUCCCGGAUCCUGGGCUGCAGGUAACGGUUGGCGAUGCGGGCGAGGAUGGAGCUCGGGAACUUGUGCUCAAGUCCAAGGAGCCGGCGAAGGGCGUGUUCUUCACUGUGGAAGAGGGUGGGGAACACCUCAGAUGGAGUGACAAUGCGCUGGAUUUGAUGCCGGGUGAUGUGCAGAAGGUGACGGUCUGGGGGUUGAAAGAGCCUGCGACUUUGCGGGUGGCAUACAUGGGUAGAGAGAAAUCACAAUAUGUAUAGUAAGCACUCUCUUGCACAAAAACCAGUUGCUUGUCCAGACACCCCGCUGCGUAUUGGUGACUCAAAAUGAAUAAUGACUAAUGUCACAUGUGAUUUACG
Schizophyllum commune H4-8 is the source of this 3307-nucleotide messenger RNA. RefSeq names its product glycoside hydrolase family 2 protein. The transcript is spliced from 17 exons. The coding region runs from base 326 to 3208 and encodes 960 amino acids. The record is from RefSeq and is a predicted model, not a curated record. Gene Ontology annotation, biological process: glycoprotein catabolic process; carbohydrate metabolic process. Gene Ontology annotation, molecular function: beta-mannosidase activity. Lineage: Eukaryota; Fungi; Basidiomycota; Agaricomycetes; Agaricales; Schizophyllaceae.